UAAGGGCUGCGAAAGGAAGGAGCUUGCGGGAAGUGGGGUAGGAGCCCAGGGGGCCAAGUAGGCAAAAGCCACUGCCAAGGCAGCCAUCAAGUAAACAAGUCAGGCGGUAAUCCGAGUCCUCUGAUGGAUGGCCCCUCCACGUCGCCUGCCUGAGCCCUGCGCGCUGCGAGCUUUCGCCCUGUACACCUAGACCCCUUGCUGCCCAGGCCGGGUGCCUCCCGAGACCAGCCUGGGGACUGCAAACAAAGGGGGGCAGCAACCGUGGCUCCUCUCCUCCUCUCUCUGGCUGGGGAUGAGGCCAGAACCGAUCCCGGAGCCGGGAUUGGUUCUGGGAGGCAGCCUGGGGCUGGAUCCUGCUGGCCAGGGCUGGGGACGUCGCCCCAAAAUGACACCCACCGCCCCCAGGUUCUGCCAAUCCCUGGGCACGCCGGGCGGAGGCGCCCGGGGAGCCCCCGCCCCUCCUGCUGGUUAGCGUCAGGCGUGACGUUACACGUGAUGAGUAGGAGCGCGGGGGCGACGCGCGGAGAGGAAGGCGGGUCUGAGAGCUACAGAGGCCAGGAGCCCAGGAGCCCAGGAAAGUAAAAUGGGUGAGUUGCCAUUAGAUAUCAACAUCCAGGAACCUCGGUGGGACCAAAGCACUUUCCUGGGUAGAGCCCUGCACUUCUUCACUGUUACUGACCCCCGAAACCUGCUGCUGUCUGGGGCACAGCUGGAAGCUUCCCGGAACAUCGUGCAGAACUACAGGGCUGGUGUCGUGACGCCAGGGCUCACCGAAGACCAGCUGUGGAGGGCCAAGUAUGUGUAUGACUCUGCCUUCCAUCCAGACACCGGGGAGAAGGUGGUCCUGAUUGGCCGCAUGUCAGCCCAGGUGCCCAUGAACAUGACCAUCACUGGCUGCAUGCUCACCUUCUACAGGAAGACCCCAACUGUGGUGUUCUGGCAGUGGGUGAAUCAGUCCUUCAAUGCUGUCGUUAACUACUCCAACCGCAGUGGCGAUGCUCCCAUCACCGUGGGGCAGCUGGGAACAGCUUACGUGAGUGCCACCACUGGGGCUGUGGCCACAGCCCUGGGUCUCAAAUCCCUCACCAAGCACCUACCCCCCCUGGUUGGCAGAUUUGUGCCCUUUGCAGCUGUGGCAGCUGCAAACUGCAUCAACAUCCCUCUGAUGAGGCAGAGGGAGCUACAGGUGGGCAUCCCGGUGACUGACGAGGCAGGUCAGAGGCUUGGCCACUCGGUGACCGCGGCCAAACAGGGAAUCUUCCAGGUGGUGAUAUCAAGAAUCUGCAUGGCGAUUCCUGCCAUGGCUAUUCCCCCUGUGAUCAUGGACACUUUGGAGAAGAAAGACUUCCUGAAGCGCCGUGCCUGGCUGGGGGCACCCCUGCAGGUGGGACUGGUGGGCUUCUGCCUGGUAUUUGCCACCCCCCUGUGCUGUGCCCUGUUCCCCCAGAGAAGUUCGAUACAUGUGAGCAGGCUGGAGCCGGAGCUGAGAGCUCAGAUCCAUCAGCAAAACCCCAGCAUGGAAGUGGUUUACUACAACAAGGGGCUCUGAGGGAGGGUCCUCCCUGGCUUCUCCCUCACCUCCUUAUGCUGCUGCAUUAAUGGAGCCUUGCCAUCCUGCCACUUUCUCUUCUGCCUGGUACUGGGCAGGGGGCUUGGUAGGGAGCAGCGAUCGAGACCAGUAAUCCAUUAGGCUGGGGAAGGUACCCUUAUAAGCCUUUUUCUCUCCUCUCUGUUUUCAAAGAAUAGGGUCACGUAAUCUCUCCUGUGCUAGUGUGUCCACUUAUGUACAUAUGCGAUAUGUGUGUGUACAUGCUGUCCUGGAAGCUAGGAGCAGGCAUGCUGUCCUGGGAUGUCCUGAUAGCUGACUUCUCCUCUUGGCCUCCUGCCACCUGCCAGCCAGCCAGCCAGGCCACAGAACUUCCUUGCCUAAACAGUUUCACUCGCCAAGUCAUGUCUGACAGUACCUUACCCCUUCUGGACACAGGAAGAGCCCCAGGAUCUCAGGACAGACUGAGGGACACUAGCAGACAAACUGGGCUGAAUCCUUCGGAUUUCUGCUUCCUGGCUCCCAAAGCUGACUCAGGAACUGGCAGAGGAAGACAUGUCAGGCUAAGGGAGGCAGGGGUCUUAUACCAUCCCCCACAUCCUGGACUACAUCAUUUCCUCUUCUCUACCAAAGCAAAGGGGUGUCAGUAUCCUGCACUGCUCUUGCUAUCCCCCCACCCCACCCCCCACCCCCGCAGUCCCACACUGCAAUGUGGGCAUCUUAAGGCGCAAUCCUAGGAGUUCUUGGUCUGCUCUGACAGCAUAACCUCAAAUCUAAACUCCAAUCCUCUCUCUCAAUUAAAAAGCCACAAAGGCAGAGAAGCAUUCCCCUUUAAGAGCUCCCACUGCAGCCUCUUACAGAGGGACUCAGCUAUGGGAACAGUGCUUAAACUCCACAGGUAUCCAAGUGGGUGUAACCAGUACAUCCUCAAGGGCAACUAGGCCCCAAGGGUACAAUCUUAAGACAGGGAAUUUUGUGUUCCAUUGACCCUUGUUACACAUUCAGCAGAAUCCCCACCUUAGCUCUUUCUGUUUCUUGAGGCUUGGCCCUGCUCCCAGCAUAGUCCCCACCCCCAAGAGGAGAAGGGGCCCAGGUAUCAGCAUCUGGUCCAAAGGAGAGGUGAGCUUGGGGAUGGAGUAUGUGCUGGUAAGCUCACAGAGUGCAGAGCUGGACCUUGACUCCAACUCCCAUGACUUCUGGCUGGAGCGGUAGAAUUGAAGGCCCCCACAGGGAUCCUCUCAGAGUCCUUUUCUGCUCACCCAACCAACCGCCACCAGUAGUAAAAGCUAUGAUGCCAUUGUUAAUCAAUAAACUGAAAAUCUGUCUACUUUUUUAUCUUCA
Messenger RNA from Hipposideros armiger (great roundleaf bat), 2887 nucleotides. It is a transcript of the gene SFXN3, whose product is annotated as sideroflexin 3. The transcript is spliced from 11 exons. Gene Ontology annotation, cellular component: mitochondrial inner membrane. Gene Ontology annotation, biological process: monoatomic ion transport; serine import into mitochondrion. Lineage: Eukaryota; Metazoa; Chordata; Mammalia; Chiroptera; Hipposideridae. Bases 584 to 1549 code for a protein of 321 amino acids. The record is from RefSeq and is a predicted model, not a curated record. Gene Ontology annotation, molecular function: monoatomic ion transmembrane transporter activity.